AUGUUUAUCCACUCAGACUGCACAGACGAAGAAUUCCUAGCAAUAUCAAAAGAGCUAGAGUCCCAGAAUAUAUUUUACCAAGUGAAAGAACUAGUCUUAAAAGAAAUAAAACGCCACAUCCGUGAGAAGAUAGCUCCCAAAUUUUGGCACGAGUUCCAGUCACUGGACAGCGACGAUGACAUCGAGAAAUAUGGGUUCGAGCGGUUCAAAACCGCAGUCGACAAUCUGUACACCGACUCGAUAGAAUUCUUGCCAUUGCUAAAGCGACUAGAAGAACUUACAACCUCUAAUUACUUGUUGUACGGAGAACCUAAUCAUCUAGCUCAAUUCAAAUUGCUGUUACGAGCCACUCUGUCUAAUCAACUGCCGCUGGCUCAUGAAACUAUCAUCGAGUUGUUUUAUAAGGUUGCUUUUAAUGUCUUCUGCAACACUGACGCUGAUUCAAACGAUGACGCGGUAGAGUGUCGCGGUUGCAGCAAAGACUUGGAUAAUUGCGAGUGCCAGUCCAUCGUAUUUAUAUUCCACGAGACUAAUAGAAAAUUGAUGGAAUUGGAGUUACUUGAGAGAUUAGUCGGCAAUGUACUGACAUCUUUAAUUCACAUUAGGAUUAAAGAGCAUGUACAUCAGAUGUGUGAUAAAUUAUUUGAUGUUUCUCAGCUUAAUGCGCUUGAUAAUUGGCUGGAAACAGUAGUAAUGAGCUGGUUGACCAGAAUUUACUCAGGCGGUUCAUCAAAGACAGAAACGCUAAGUGAAAAUAUCCGUGAAGCAAUAUUAAAAUUCAAAAGAAAAUUAUCUCACUAUUUAUAUGAAACUUACACAAAGAUCAGAAUCGAACAAUUAUUUGAUAUAAUAAUUGACUCACAGCCAGCAAUCGACGACUUGCGUUUAUGCCUAGAACGAACAGAUCUCCAAAAAGCCUUGGUUGUAAACUUACAAACAGCUUUAAAAAACCGAUUGCUCCACGCAGGUGUCAACACUCCUGAUGUAUUAACGGCAUACAUCGCAGCAAUAAAAGCGCUUCGUCAACUAGACCCUACUGGAGUUUUACUAGAAACAGUGUCAGAGCCAAUAAAGUCUUAUUUACGCAGUCGUAGUGACACUGUUCGGUGCGUAGUCAGCGGACUGCUGGAUGAUUUUCCAAGUGAUCUCGCAGAUGAGUUAGUAAAAGGAGAACCUCUCCAGCUGGACGAUGGGUCUGCUGAUGAAGAGAGUGAAGACUGGGAAAAAUGGAUGCCUGAUCCUGUUGAUGCUGAUCCUGCAAAAUCAAACCAAAGACGGAUGUCAGAUAUAAUUUCUAUGCUGGUGAACGUCUACGGAAGCCAGGACCUUUUUGUUAACGAAUACAGGACCCAAUUAGCAGACAGAUUACUCUCUCAGCUGAAUUAUCACACAGAGCGCGAGGUCAGGCACCUCGAGCUGCUGAAACGCCGCUUUGGAGAGAAUCAAUUACACUUCUGUGAAGUUAUGCUUAAGGAUAUUUAUGACUCGAAGCGCAUCGACGGGUUGAUUCAGUCGAAUGUCAAUUACACCGCGGAGAAAUCUGCGUUUGACACUUCGGCGCUGAUCUUGUCCGCGCAGUUUUGGCCGCCGUUUAAAGAAGAGUGGAAACUUCAGCUGCCUAAGUUCGUUCAAGACCAGCUGGAUAAAUAUGUCAAGGCUUAUGAGACCCUUAAGGGCAACAGGACUCUUAGCUGGAAGCCACAUUUGGGAAAUGUUCACUUGGAAAUUGAAUUGAAGGAUCGGAAGCUUGAUCUUAAUGUCGCUCCUAUUCAUGCGACUAUUAUUGUGUUGUUUCAAGAUAAAAACGAAUGGACCAUCGACGAAUUAUCAGAAGCGAUGCACAUACCAGCGACAGUAAUCCGCCGGAAAAUAACUUUCUGGGUGUCCCAAGGCCUUUUAAAGCAAACAUCAACAGACGUGUUCCACCUCCAAGAAGAAAGCUCGAACAAAAACCGAGUGAUCUCUGAAGUGAUCGAGGAAGAAGAGGUCGAGAGCGCGAUGGCUUCAGCUAGCGACCAGCGGGAAGAAGAGCUUCAAGUUUUUUGGUCUUACAUUGUCGGAAUGCUCACUAAUUUGGAUUCCAUGCCACUGGAGAGGAUCCACCAGAUGCUGAAGAUGUUCGCGUCCCAAGGACCGGGUGCUGUCGAGUGUGGAUUGCCAGAGUUGAGGCAGUUCCUAGAUAAGAAAGUUCGCGAACAUCAACUGCUUUACUCUGGAGGGCUCUACCGACUUCCUAAAAUCUGA
This is a messenger RNA of Cotesia congregata, 2244 nucleotides long. The record is from the annotation of a GenBank genome assembly. NCBI's taxonomy places the organism in Eukaryota, Metazoa, Arthropoda, Insecta, Hymenoptera, Braconidae.